Microthlaspi erraticum is the source of this 942-nucleotide messenger RNA. NCBI's taxonomy places the organism in Eukaryota, Viridiplantae, Streptophyta, Magnoliopsida, Brassicales, Brassicaceae. The record is from the annotation of a GenBank genome assembly.
AUGGCUAGAAUGUUGAGAGAAGCGCGACCCUCGAGUAAGAUAGUGACAAUCGAAAGCUUCUCCGUGAUUAAGGAGAGACAUGAACCCUACGAGUCCUCUGCUUUUGAGGCUGCUGGUUACAAAUGGAGGUUGAUUUUGUACGUGACUGGUAAUAAAAACGAUGGAGGAAAUAAUCAUAUUUCACUCUACGUGAGGAUCGUAGAUACAGAAUCCCUUCCCAAGGGUUGGGAAGUCAAUGUUGAUCUUAAACUCUUUGUCCAUAAUCCGAAGCAACAAAAGUACUUGGCCGUUACAGAUGGAACAGUGAAAAGAUACAACGAUGUGAAAAAAGAGUGGGGAUUUGGACAAUUCAUUCCUCUUUCUACGUUGUACAACACGAACGAAGGUUACAUCAUGAACGACACAUGUUCUUUUGGUGCUGAGAUCUUCGCGCUUAACCCGACCGAGCAACAAGAGAAGGUCACAUUCAUACCAAACCCCCCAUACAUAGGCGAAAGAAUGUGUGAAGAUUCCUCUCCGGACAAUGUUUUCGCUUGGAGGAUACAUCAUUUCUCCACUUUGGAAGAUAAGUUCUACUUCUCGGACGAGUUUCUCGCUGGAGGUCGAUAUUGGAGAUUAGGAUUUAACCCGAAAGGGAAUGGAGGAGGAAGACCACAUGCACUACCACUCUUCCUAUACGCUGAAGGCUUCAAGCCAGACGCAGUCGCUACAAAUAGUUGGGGAGCCGUUAAUUUGCGGUUAAAGAAUCAACGAAGCUCCAAUCACAGACAACUAUAUUCUGCAGCUUGGUACCCGAUCCGAAGCGGUUAUGGUGUGGGAGUGAACAAUAUCAUACUGUUCACAGAUUUAAAGGAUGCGUCGAAAGGGUAUUUGGUGAAUGAUACCAUUAUCUUUGAAGCUGAGAUGGUUAAGGUCUCUGUGACCAACAUCGUUUCCACCUAA